CCGUCUGCCGCGGGGGCUGGCGCUGGCGGAGUUGAUUCCACCAUGGAACCGGUAACCAGGUGGAGCCCAAAGCAAGUGGUGGAGUGGACUAAAGGCCUGGAUGAUAGCCUGCAGCAGUAUGUCCAUAAAUUUGAACGGGAGAAGAUAAAUGGUGAACAGCUGUUACAGAUUUCUCACCAGGACCUUGAAGACUUGGGUAUCUCACGAAUUGGGCACCAGGAACUGGUUCUGGAGGCUGUGGAUCUUUUGUGUGCACUGAACUAUGGCCUUGAAACUGACAACAUGAAGAACCUGGUUCUCAAGCUGCGAGCAUCAUCCAACAAUCUGCAAAAUUACAUCAGUAGCCGUAGGAAAAGUUCAAAUUACGAUGGAAAUACCUCUCACAAGCCCCCCAAUGAAUUCCUUACUUCUGUGGUAGAGCUUAUUGGUGCUGCUAAAGCCCUGCUUGCGUGGUUGGACAGGGCUCCAUUUACAGGUAUUGCUGACUUUUCUUCAAUGAAGAACAGAAUCAUUCAGCUCUGCUUGGAUCUCACUACUACUGUUCAGAAGGACUGCACUGUAGCUGAGAUGGAAGAUAAAGUUCAGACUGUAGCCAAGACUUUAAAUGGCAUUUGCGAUAAAGCCAUCCGAUCAGCUACAGAUCCAUUGAUGAGCCAGUGUGCGUGUCUGGAGGAGGUUCAUUUAACCAACAUUAAACCUGGGGAAGGCCUGGGAAUGUACAUCAAAUCAACUUAUGAUGGAUUACAUGUAAUCACUGGAACUACAGAAAAUUCCCCUGCUGAUCGAUCUCAGAAGAUUCACGCUGGUGAUGAAGUGAUCCAGGUUAAUCGGCAAACUGUGGUUGGAUGGCAACUAAAAAACCUGGUGGCAAAGCUGCGAGAGAAUCCUGCUGGAGUUAGGCUGCUGCUGAAGAAACGUCCCACUGGCUCUUUCCAUUUCACUCCUGCUCCACUGAAGAAUCUGCGCUGGAAACCACCGUUGGUGCAGACCAAUCCUCUGCCAACUUCAGCCCAGUUACCAGAGAGCACCAUGGAUACCUCCCUGAAAAAAGAGAAGCCAGCCAUUCUGGAUCUGUACAUACCACCUCCACCAGCUGUUCCGUAUUCUCCUCGAGAUGAAAAAGGGAGUUUUGUAUACGGAGGAGGCAAAUCGAGCCAGCCACUGCCUGGGUCCAAGGGCGCCGAGUCUCCCAAUUCUUUUCUGGAUCAGGAGAGUCGAAGGCGAAGGUUUACUAUUGCUGACUCGGAUCAGUUACCUGGGUAUCCCAUAGAAGCAAAUAUCCUACCAGCCAAGAUGAGGGAAAAAACACAGUCUUAUGGAAAACCUCGUCCUUUGUCAAUGCCUGCUGAUGGGAGCUGGAUUGGAGUUGCAGAACCUUUCUCUAGGCCACGAGCAUCAGGGAGAAAAGGUGAUGAUGUCCUCUGCAGGUACUUCAGUAAUGAAAGGAUACCACCAAUCAUUGAAGAAAGCCCCUCCACACAGCACCCUUUGUCAAGGCCAAUGUCUGACAAGCAGUUAGUGAGAGGAACGGAUUACAUUCGAGGCAGCGGGUGUUUUAUGAAUACAGACAUUCACAACAGUGCAACAAUUCCUUUUCAAGAGGAAGGUGCUAAAAAAUCCUCUGUUACGUCGUCCACAAAAUCUUCCUCUGCAGAGCCCUCGCUGUUGGUCAGUUGGAUCACAAGACUGAAAUUGUUGACUCAUUGACUAUUGCUCACAGGACUGUUACCAAGUGCCUUUGCUCAUCAGUCAGACUUUUCUACUUUUCAGCUUAACUGAUGCAUAGUGACUAAUGGGGUGUUCCUUUCCUGGAGAAUUUGACAUUUUUGCCUUUUGUUUGUGAUUUUUGAUGGAUCAGAGGGUUUCAUAGUGCAAAGAGGAAAGAAACAUAAAGGUCGAGUUCCUUUUGCUGACCAAAAGCUGAGGGCAUUUAUUCCCCUGGAAAUGAGUAAAAUUCCAGUGAUGUAGAGGGCAGACAUGACCUGAGAUAUGCAUAAUGACUCAGAGGAAAUCAUUGCUUUACUGUAAAGUGCAAUGCCUGUUCAGUUGUCUGAAUGAUCAGAGGCUGGCGUGACAAGCUGGAUGUCAGAGUACGUAGAGCUCAGGAAAAGUUGUUCCUUUCCUGACCAGUAAAGAUAGGCAGGGAAACGGCAGUUUCAUGCAAUUUAGUGCUACUGUUGCAAGUACUGCGUAAGAUCAAUGGUGUCAGGUAGAAGUAGUAGUGUUGUU
Dryobates pubescens (Downy woodpecker) is the source of this 2229-nucleotide messenger RNA. It is a transcript of the gene CNKSR3, whose product is annotated as CNKSR family member 3. The transcript is spliced from 13 exons. Gene Ontology annotation, biological process: regulation of signal transduction. NCBI's taxonomy places the organism in Eukaryota, Metazoa, Chordata, Aves, Piciformes, Picidae. The record is from RefSeq and is a predicted model, not a curated record. Gene Ontology annotation, molecular function: protein binding. Gene Ontology annotation, cellular component: cytoplasm; membrane. The coding region runs from base 43 to 1707 and encodes 554 amino acids.